Messenger RNA from Nyctereutes procyonoides (raccoon dog), 1800 nucleotides. It is a transcript of the gene OLFML3, whose product is annotated as olfactomedin like 3. Gene Ontology annotation, biological process: signal transduction. The coding region runs from base 107 to 1330 and encodes 407 amino acids. The transcript has 3 exons. The record is from RefSeq and is a predicted model, not a curated record. NCBI's taxonomy places the organism in Eukaryota, Metazoa, Chordata, Mammalia, Carnivora, Canidae.
GACCGCCCCCACCCCGCCUCCAAAGCUAAGUGGCGGGCUUAAGCGGGAAAGGCUCCGGACCGCGCUCUACUCCUAAUCCUACUCGGGGGCCCUGUUCUCCGCUGCCAUGGGGCCCUGCAUGCCUCUCCUCACCAUGUUCCUUUUGUCAUGGUGGCUGCGACCCCUUCAAGGACAGCAGCACCACCUCGUGGAGUACAUGGAACGCCGACUAGCUGCCUUAGAGGAACGGCUGGCCCAAUGCCAGGACCAAAGUAGCCGGCACGCUGCCGAGCUGAGGGACUUCAAGAACAAGAUGCUGCCGCUGCUGGAGGUGGCCGAGAAGGAGCGUGAGGCCCUCAGGACUGAGGCUGACACUAUCUCGGGGAGAGUAGACCGUCUGGAGCGGGAGGUUGACUAUCUGGAGACCCAAAACCCAGCUCUACCCUGUGUGGAGGUUGACGAGAAGGUGACCGGAGGCCCCGGGAUCAAAGGCAAGGGCAGAAGAAAUGAGAAGUACGAUAUGCUGACAGACUGUGGCUACACGAUCUCUCAGGUGAGAUCGAUGAAGAUCCUGAAGCGGUUUGGUGGCCCAGCUGGUCUAUGGACAAAGGAUCCAAUGGGGCCAACAGAGAAGAUCUACGUAUUAGAUGGGACACAGAACGACACAGCCUUUGUCUUCCCAAGGUUGCGGGACUUCACCCUGGCCAUGGCUGCCCGGAAAGCUUCCCGAGUCCGGGUGCCCUUCCCCUGGGUGGGCACCGGACAGCUGGUGUACGGGGGCUUUCUUUAUUACGCCCGGAGGCCUCCCGGAGGACCCGGAGGGGGAGGGGGGCUGGAGAACACGUUGCAACUCAUCAAGUUCCACCUGGCCAACCGAACGGUGGUGGACAGCUCCGUGUUCCCCGCGGAGGGGCUGAUCCCCCCAUAUGGGCUGACAGCUGACACCUACAUUGACCUGGCCGCGGACGAGGAGGGCCUGUGGGCCGUCUACGCCACUCGGGAAGACGAUAGGCACUUGUGUCUGGCUAAGUUAGACCCCCAGACUCUGGACACGGAGCAGCAGUGGGACACACCGUGUCCCCGAGAGAACGCCGAGGCUGCCUUUGUCAUCUGCGGGACCCUGUACGUCGUCUAUAACACCCGCCCUGCCAGCCGGGCCCGCAUCCAAUGCUCCUUUGAUGCCAGCGGCACCCUGACCCCAGAGAGGGCAGCGCUCCCCUACUUCCCCCGCCGGUACGGGGCCCAUGCCAGCCUCCGCUACAACCCCCGAGAGCGCCAGCUCUACGCCUGGGAUGACGGCUACCAGAUUGUCUAUAAGCUGGAGAUGCGAAGGAAAGAGGAAGAAGUCUGAGGACCCAGCUCUGGGUUUCGGAUCUCUGUCACCUCCGCACAUUUCUACCCCCAUCACGUUUCCUGCUCCUCGUCCAGAUGUGGCAGGCCGCCGCUCCCGCCGCAUCUGCAGCCAGUGAAAGCCACCUUCUCAAGGCCCCCUCGUUUCCUGUGGGACUUUAGAUCUUGAGAGCUCCUUUCCUAGCGGAAAGAGGGAAAACCUUAAGUGUUCUCUCCCCUCCUGCCCCAGGGCAGUGCCUUUCAGGCCAGUCGGAGGUCUCGCAGAUCCACAGCUCUGGCCCUUGCAGGUGGGCAACCCCAGCAAAGGGGCAGCAGAAUAUUUCCAGCCUCAGUGUUAGUAGGGGGCGGGGAGAGCGAGUUCCGGAGGAGGGAACCCUCACCUGUGGCUGCCCCUGAAGUGCCCGGAGAACCUGGGCUUCCUGCGCAUCAUUUUGUAUUGCCGCCUUUUGCAUUAAAAGGAAAAUCCACUGC